Chanos chanos (milkfish) is the source of this 4482-nucleotide messenger RNA. It is a transcript of the gene adgrl1b, whose product is annotated as adhesion G protein-coupled receptor L1. The record is from RefSeq and is a predicted model, not a curated record. Gene Ontology annotation, molecular function: G protein-coupled receptor activity; carbohydrate binding; latrotoxin receptor activity. The coding region runs from base 1 to 4482 and encodes 1493 amino acids. The transcript is spliced from 25 exons. Gene Ontology annotation, biological process: heterophilic cell-cell adhesion; cell surface receptor signaling pathway; adenylate cyclase-activating G protein-coupled receptor signaling pathway. Gene Ontology annotation, cellular component: presynaptic membrane; plasma membrane; axon. NCBI's taxonomy places the organism in Eukaryota, Metazoa, Chordata, Actinopteri, Gonorynchiformes, Chanidae.
AUGGCGCUGUCAGUAUGGAUACUGUGGGCGUGUGCAACCACGCUGUACAAUGUCGCCCCCUCUGAUCAAGCGCUGAGCCGUGCUGCCAUGCCGUUUGGUUUGAUGAGGAGGGAGCUGGCGUGUGAGGGUUACCCCAUUGAGCUCCGGUGCCCAGGAAGUGAUGUCAUCAUGAUUGAGACAGCCAACUACGGCCGCACAGAUGACAAGAUCUGUGACGCUGACCCCUUCCAGAUGGAGAAUGUCCAGUGUUACCAACCCGACGCCUUUAAAAUCAUGUCUCAUAGGUGCAAUAACAGGACUCAGUGUGUGGUGGUGGCAGGAGCGGAUGUCUUUCCUGAUCCCUGUCCUGGAACAUACAAAUAUCUGGAGAUUCAGUACGAGUGUGUCCCUUACAAAGUGGACCAGAAAGUAUUCGUGUGUCCUGGCACACUGCUGCGUGUUCAGGACGUGAGUCUGAUUCAGGAGGCGGAGCAUCAGUCAGGGGCGUGGUGUAAGGAUCCAUUGCAGGCUGGCGAUAGGCUGUAUGUCAUGCCAUGGACACCCUAUCGCACAGACAUGCUAUAUGAGUAUGCCUCCUGGGAGGACUACAGACACAACAGAGUCACCACCACCUACAAACUGCCCAGUCGAGUGGAUGGAACUGGGUUUGUGGUGUACGACGGGGCUGUGUUUUACAACAAAGAACGCACGCGCAACAUCGUGAAGUACGACCUACGCACGCGCAUCAAGAGCGGAGAGGCCAUCAUCACGAACGCCAACUACCACGACACCUCGCCGUACCGCUGGGGCGGGAAGUCCGACAUCGACCUGGCCGUGGACGAACAUGGGCUGUGGGUGAUCUACGCCACAGAAGCCAACAACGGACGACUGGUUAUCAGCCAGGUGAACCCGUACACCCUGCGUUUCGAGGGCACAUGGCAGACGAAUUUCGAGAAGCGCCUGGCGUCGGACGCGUUUGUGGCGUGUGGGGUGCUGUACGCGGUGCGGUCCGUGUACCAGGAUGACGACAGCGAAGCAGGAGGGGACCUCAUCCUGUACGCCUACGACACCCGACGUGGGCGGGAAGAGCCCGUCCGAAUCCCUUUCCCAAACCCUUACCAGCACAUCUCCUCCAUCAGCUACAACCCCAGAGACAACCAGCUUUACGUGUGGAACAACUACAACGUGCUCCGCUACCCACUGGAGUUCACACCACCACAACCCACUACUGAUCCCCUCUCUACUCCUGUCCUCAGUACUACUCCACAUUUGUUCUCCUCCACCGUGCUGCUGGGUCUUAGUCCCACUCCUCCCGUGGCCCUGACCUUACGUCCAGUGGGUUCGAUAAACCGGGCCCCCGCAGUGCGGCCCAUAACGGCCACAGUGCCGGUGACCCAUAGACCCCCUCGCCGACCCCUGGGACCCCGUGCCCCUCUCUGUGAGGGCAGGGUGACCCGUGGGAUUCAGUGGCCCCCAACACAGAGAGGAGAGACCGUGGAGCGACCUUGUCCUAAAGGCUCACUAGGCAUAGCCUCAUACCAGUGUAUGUCCGAUCCAGUGGAGUGGAGUCCCAGAGGUCCUGACCUCAGUAACUGUACGUCCCCAUGGGUCAGUCAAGUCGCACAGAAGAUUAAAAGUGGGGAGAAUGCAGCCCACAUUGCCGCUGUAUUGGUCAAUCACACCCGGGGGCGUGUCUAUGCUGGUGAUGUCACUUCCUCUGUGCGGCUGAUGGAACAGCUGUUGGACGUCCUGGAUGCUCAGCUUCAGGCUCUUCGACCUGGCAACAAAGAGUCAGCAACACGGAACUAUAACAAGCUGCAGAAGAGAGAGAAGACAUGCAGGGCGUACAUACAGGCUUUGGUGCAGACAGUAGAUAACCUCUUGCGAUUAGAGGCGCUGGACUCCUGGCAGGACAUGAAUGCGACAGAGCAGUCCCACACUGCCACCAUGCUGCUGGAUGUGAUGGAGAAAGGAUCCUUCCUAUUGGCCAAUAACCUGUACGAGGGCCGCUUUAGUGACCGGGCUCCUAAUGUCGAUCUGGAGGUGUAUGUGUUAAACACAGAGAUGGAUGUGCAGGAUCUCUCCUUCCCUCACUCCUACGACAGUGACAGCACCAUCCACCUCUCCGCUGCCACCAUCAAACAGUACAGCCGCAACGGUCAAGUAAAGGUGGUGUUUGCUCUCUAUAAAAACCUGGGCUCUUUCCUGUCUACUGAAAAUGCGACAGUGAAGAUUGGGGUGGAGCUAAAGCAUAGCGGGCGGAGUCUGGCAGUCAAUUCCCACGUAAUCUCCGCCUCCAUCAAUAAAGAGUCCAGUCGUGUUUUUCUGACUGAGCCUGUGGUGUUUACUCUGAGACACAUACAGCUGGAGAACCAUUUCAGUCCGAACUGUUCUUUCUGGAACUAUUCUGAGCGGUCCAUGAGUGGUCAUUGGUCCUCACAGGGCUGCAGACUGUUGGAAACCAACAAUACACACACAACCUGCUCAUGUAGUCAUCUCACCAACUUCGCCCUGCUGAUGAACCACCAUCAGCCUGCUUACGCGGGCCGUAUGGAGGAGCUGAUACUCUUUGUAAUUACCUGGGUGGGAAUGGUGAUCUCUCUGGUGUGUCUGACUCUCUGUAUCUCCACCUUCUGCUGUGUGAGGAGCAUCCAGAGUGAUCGCACCACCAUCCACAAAAACCUCUGUCUCUCGCUCUUCCUCGCCGAACUCCUCUUCCUCAUCGGCAUGGACAAGACCCAGUACCCUGUGUUGUGUCCAGUCCUUGCAGGUCUGUUGCAUUUCUUCCUCUUGGCUGUGUUCUGCUGGCUGUGUGUGGAGGCGGUACAGCUCUACGUGCUGCAGAUGGAGGUGUUUGAGAGCGAGAGCUCUCGGCGGAAAUAUUAUUACCUCAGUGCUUACGGCUUCCCUGCUCUCGUCGUGGCUGUUUCCGCUGCCAUCGACUACCGCAGCUACGGCAGCAAAAAAGCUUGCUGGCUUCGUGUGGAUAACUAUUUCAUUUGGACUUUCAUUGGUCCCGCCUCCCUGAUCAUACUGCUCGACCUGGUUGUCUUGGUGAUAACGGUUCAUAGAAUGAUCCGGCACUCCACCGUGCUCAAGCCAGACUCCAGCCGCUUCGACAACAUCAAGUGUUGGACUCUUGGCUCUUUGAUUCUGCUUUUGCUGGUUUCUCUGACGUGGAUCUUUGGUCUUCUCUUCAUUAAUGAGAACAGUGUGGUGAUGGCCUACCUUUUCACCUCUUUCAACGCACUUCAUAGCCUCUACAUAUUUAUCUUUCACUGUGCCUUGCAGAAGAAGGUUCAGAAGGAGUAUGGGAAAUGUCUCCGUCACUCACCUUGCUGUGGUCACGCCUCCUCUUCCGGUUCCCACGGUUCCCUCAAGAGCUCCGCCCACCGAGGCAACAGCCGCUAUUACAGCGGCAGCCAAUCCCGACAUACUCCUGCACACCGACAGAGUCGGAUCAGGAGGAUGUGGAAUGACACUGUCCGCAGACAAACUGAAUCUUCCUUCAUGGCCACUGACGUGAACAACACCCCAACACUCAACAGAGGCACGAUGGGUAAUCACCUUCUGGCCAAUCCGAUGCUUCAGACUCGCUCUGGCUCCUCCCCCUACAACACACUAUUGGCAGAAACAUUCAAUCCUCCUUCACCUGCUGUUUUCAACUCCACUGGCACUUUCAGAGCCUCAAAGGGCACUCUCUCACGCAGUCGUGAGUCCUGUGGUUUGGACAGCGUUCGUUUGAAUGGGAACUACAAUAACAGUUACUCAGUUGGUCACGGGGGCAGCUCGGACCUGCUGGGCGUGGUGGGGGGUUCCGGCGAUGCCUCCCCCGCUCUCCUGACACCCAGAGGGGCGGAGCCGCAGGCCGUUCUGAGACGGAACCUGUCUGACGCCGUGGCGUUGGAGAAGAUGAUCAUCUCCGAGCUGGUGCACAGCAACCUGAGGCCCUCGGCAGAUCGCUACGGCAACGGGAUGGAAGCCAGCUCGGAGCAUCGGGAAUACAUGACGACCGGGCACAGGGAUCCGCCUCAGAGACCUCUGCCACGCCCGCCGCCCCCUCCACCACAGGAUGAGGAUGACAUCCUGUACAAAGCCCUGGAGAAGCCCCGCCCACCCGAGAAACCCCACCCCCCAGAGAAGCCACGUGUCCCAGAGAAGCCGCGCCUUCUCGAGCAUGCUCAGUCAGUGUUCUACCAAAGUGAGGAGGACUCGGAGAGCUUCUCCGCCGAAAUCACAGAAAGCGCGGGCGGAGCCGGCCCUGACUCCUCCUCUCUGUAUGUGAGGGACAGGGACUCAUCCUACCCUGACAGCAGUCCGGAGGGUCUAGGGGCGGAGCCACGUUCAGUCCUGCCCCCCGAUGAGCUGUAUUUUAGCACCGGACGACACGUCUCCGCCUUUUACCAGCCCCCUCCCCGACGGACCAAUGAGGAGGCUCGCCUGGGGCUCGAGCCCGCCCACAGUGAGGGUGACGGACAGAUGCAGCUGGUGACGAGCCUGUGA